GCUGGAGAACUCGGACACAAGCGCCAAUGCAUUAUCAAGGAUUUCUGCCCAUUUCCGCAACUAAAUUAGUUGAACUAACUAAUUAAUUAAGAAUUAGUCCACCUUAUUUACUAGUUAACCAAUUAAUUAAUUCCGCCGAAGCAGCAAAACAACAACAACCCAUUUUAAUUAUUCUAACGAUUCUUUUCAUUGUGACUAACUCGGUAAAAUUAAAUAAAAUAUAAUUUUUAAGGUGGCAUCUCUCGUGCCCAGAAUUACGACAAAUUGAAAGCCAAGAAGACUUUUCGAACACUGACGGACUGUUGUAUCUUCUUGCUUUUUGUGUAUGCUGUAACUUCAGCCAAGAAUUCACUUCAGGAGAUUAAUCCUCAUCGUUUACUAAAUAGUGUAUGUAAUGGUUAGGAAUGAAACGCGGAGCUGAUCGAGAAAUGGCAUCCCCGCAGAAAAGACAUCGUGCUGCGCAUGAAAUCCGAGUACUUAUUCCAUCUCGUAUGGCUGGUUCAGUCAUUGGCAAAGGAGGAGCUAAUAUUUCAAGAUUGAGAACGGAGAACAGAGCCACUGUUAAUGUCCCAGACUGCUCGGGCCCCGAAAGAAUAAUUACAGUUGGAGCUGACGACCAAGAUACAGUGCUGAAUGUUCUUGCCCAAGUUCUCCAGCUCAUACAGGACGACCUCGGUAAAAAUGAAGAUUUAGACACUUCCAGUAUGGAAGUAAGGGCUUUGUUUCAUCAUUCCCAAGUGGGCAGUAUCAUUGGCAAGGGCGGUUCAAAAAUUAAGGAGCUCCGAGAGGCUACCAAUGCCCAAAUAAAAGUUUAUGGAAAUGUGUGUCCACGAAGUACCGAUCGAGCUGUUGCCAUCAACGGGCCUAUCGAUGUUUGUAUUGAAACGCUAAAUAAAUGUUUGGCUUUAGUAAGUGAGAAUCCACCCAAGGGACCUAUAGAAAGAUAUGACCCACACAAUUUUGACGAAUUUCAUGCCAUGGAAUACGGAGGAUUUGGUGAACCCCGAGGGGGAGGCGGAGGAGACUUCUUUAGAGGACCGCCACCUCCAAGAGGUCCACAUAGAGGAUUUCGUCCUAGAGGUAAUGGCGGUAGGGGGGACGGAAUGGGUCGUGGCGGAGGUCGAGGUGGAGGUGGAGGAAUGUUUUCAGGAAAUGGGUUUGGACCACGUCCUCCGUUUCCAGGUGGAACAAUGGGUGUUGGACCCGCAGGUGGUGUUGGUGGUGGAGACGGUGACCAAGCUUCAUCAUCUCAAGUAACAAUUCCGAAUGAGUAUGCCGGAGCCAUCAUAGGGAAGGGCGGUAUGCGAAUUAGGAGAAUACGAGCAGAAUCAGGAGCUGGAAUCACUUUGGCGGAAUCUGCUCCUGGACAAAAUGAGCGAAUCAUCACAAUUUCCGGAUCUCAAGGACAGAUUCGAAUGGCACAAUAUUUGUUGCAGCAGAGUGUCAAGGAACAUUUAUAAGAAGCUCAUUUUAAUCAAGAUCAAAAGAAUUAUGCAUACGCCAAUUGAGUGAUGAGCAUAGGUUAUAUUUGCAAGUUUACCAUUGCUUUGAGCGUACUCAUUCCCUACAGCUCGCUGGAACAUAAUUAAUACUGUAUUGAUUUUAAAGUAACUUUUAUGUAGUCAUUAUGCAAAUUAAGUAGUCAGGACAGCUUUUACUUAUAAAGCCCUAAACAUUUUAAUUUGUCAUAUUUCUUAUUUCUAUUAUGAUUUUAACCCUCAGCUUCUCACCUUGUGUGUGUGGCUUAACUAUCUUGAUGUCCUUUUGUCUGUCGGCAAAUCUUUGUUGGAAACUAGGAAUAAAUUUACAAGUCCUAUGCAUACGGUUCAAUGAUUUGACAAAAUACUUGCGCCAAUUGACAUAUAUAGUUAACGUAAGUCUUGACAAUUAUUUAUGAAGGUUGUUAAUAAAUUAUUCUUGUUCAA
Molecule: messenger RNA, 1925 nt
Organism: Folsomia candida
Lineage: Eukaryota; Metazoa; Arthropoda; Collembola; Entomobryomorpha; Isotomidae
Product: heterogeneous nuclear ribonucleoprotein K
Exons: 15
Coding region: 405-1460 (351 amino acids)
Biological process (GO): regulation of transcription by RNA polymerase II; regulation of mRNA splicing, via spliceosome
Cellular component (GO): cytoplasm; nucleus
Molecular function (GO): mRNA binding
Source: RefSeq, a predicted model, not a curated record